AAUCGAGAAAAGGGUUCGGAGGUAAAAGCUUGAAACGCCGCUUCUUCUUCUUCUUCGUCUUCCUCUAUCUCUCUGUAAAUCACUUCUUCAACCAUCUCUGUGGAUUUGUCUCUAAACAUUACUUGGUGAAGAAGAUGUUGACGGAAGAAGAAAUCAAAAGACUGUACAGAAUCCAGAAGACGUUGAUGCAGAUGUUAAAGGAUCGUGGCUAUUUUAUAGCAGAUUCUGAACUAACGAUGACGAAACAACAGUUUAUUAGGAAACAUGGUGAUAACAUGAAAAGAGAGGAUCUUGUUACUCUUAAGGUUAAGAGAAAUGAUAACAGUGAUCAGCUCUACAUUUUCUUCCCGGAUGAGGCGAAAGUUGGAGUGAAGACGAUGAAGAUGUACACGAACAGGAUGAAAUCAGAGAAUGUGUACAGAGCUAUUUUGGUUGUGCAACAGAACUUGACCCCUUUUGCUCGAACUUGCAUUAGUGAGAUCUCUUCAAAGUUUCAUCUGGAAGUUUUCCAGGAGGCGGAAAUGCUAGUGAACAUUAAAGAACAUGUUCUUGUUCCUGAGCAUCAAGUUCUUACCACUGAAGAGAAGAAAACUUUACUGGAGAGAUACACAGUGAAGGAGACACAGCUUCCAAGGAUCCAAGUGACUGAUCCAAUCGCAAGAUACUUUGGACUAAAACGUGGGCAAGUCGUGAAGAUCAUUCGUCCUAGUGAAACUGCUGGUCGUUAUGUUACCUAUCGUUAUGUUGUAUAAGCCAAAAAAAAAAGCUUUUGUGGAUUGGAUUGCGAAUUGAACGCUAGAGUUGUGAAACAUAAGAGUAAUACUUUUGUACUAAACCAAACUGUUUGACUGUGUUUUAUUUUUGUUUGUCAGAUAUGAGAAUUGAAGCUUGAAACAACUUAUUUGUAUUAGUUUUCUA
Arabidopsis lyrata subsp. lyrata is the source of this 918-nucleotide messenger RNA. Its product is annotated as DNA-directed RNA polymerases II and IV subunit 5A. Bases 135 to 752 code for a protein of 205 amino acids. Gene Ontology annotation, molecular function: DNA binding; DNA-directed RNA polymerase activity. Gene Ontology annotation, biological process: DNA-templated transcription. NCBI's taxonomy places the organism in Eukaryota, Viridiplantae, Streptophyta, Magnoliopsida, Brassicales, Brassicaceae. The transcript is spliced from 5 exons. Gene Ontology annotation, cellular component: RNA polymerase I complex; RNA polymerase III complex; RNA polymerase II, core complex. The record is from RefSeq and is a predicted model, not a curated record.